AACGAGGCGUCCCUCUGACAUAGUGGUACAAUUGAGCGUAUAAAAAUGUGUUCCCCUCAACAACUUUUGGACUGCAGAGCAAAAAUAACUACUGGAGAUGACGACCUACCGCUUGGAAUACGGACAUUGUUUAAAAUACUAGUGGGUUAUAACAGAAAUGGCCUGCAUUCACCCCCCGCAUGGAGUUCAGCCUUAUGAUAACAGCCUCUACAACUCAGAGUCUCUGAGCCUGGACCUUACCUGCAGGUUAGCCAUGGACGUGAGUAGCCAGAUGGACCAGCUCUCUGCCGCCUCCCUGCCUAGCAUCAACUCCCUGGUGGGCACCUACACUGGCGAGUUUGAUGCUUCCUCCUGUCAGAUCACCACAGCUCCUACAACCUCUAGCACAGACUCUGUCCAUGAAUCGCCCUUCAAGAAGGAUGACUUCCAGAUUUACGGCUGCUACCCUGGCAGCUUUGCCCUGAGCUACUUUGACGAAGCCCUGUCUUCUGGUGGCUCUGAAUGUUUCGGCAGCCCGGCGUCAGUCCAGUCUCCCUCUAGCCCAGGCUUCCAGCCUGCAUCGGCUUGGGCCUCGGCCUCCGCCCCCUACUCUCCCAGCCUGGACUGCUGGGUGGCCGAUAAGACUGCAUUAGUACAGACAUCCUCUUUCUUCACCUAUGGACCCGGCUCAGUAGAGGAUCUGUCUCCUCUGGACCAGCCCCAGCCCCAGCUGGCUGAUCAAGGCCACUUCUCUCUGAGUCAGGAGCAGCACCCCUCCCUGCUUUCUUUCUCCCCUCUAACCCUGGAGCCAGGCACCCUAGAUGACUCUGGCUUCAUGGAAGGUAGCAUGUCGCUGAAACCAAACAGCCCUACUGGAAAUGAGGGUCGCUGUGCUGUCUGUGGGGACAACGCCUCCUGUCAGCACUAUGGGGUUCGUACCUGUGAGGGCUGCAAAGGUUUUUUCAAGCGUACUGUACAGAAAAAAGCCAAAUAUGUGUGUCUUGCCAACAAGGACUGUCCGGUGGACAAGCGGCGACGGAAUCGCUGUCAAUUCUGUCGUUUUCAGAAGUGCCUGGCAGAAGGCAUGAUGAAAGAAGUUGUGAGAACAGAUAGCUUAAAAGGUCGAAGAGGUCGUCUGCCCUCCAAGCCAAAAGCAGCCCAGGACCUAUCUUCUGCUGAGUCUCCAGUUAAUAUUAUUGCCUCUCUUGUGAGGGCACACAUUGACUCAAACCCUAGUGUUGGGAAACUGGACUACUCUAAGUACCAGGAGACUGUGGCCAGUCUGUCAGAGGAAGUGGACGUUGGUGACGUCAAACAGUUCUACAACCUCCUCACAGCAUCCAUGGACGUGAUUAGCAAGUGGGCUGAGAGCAUCCCUGGGUUCACUGCCUUCUGCUCUGAGGACCAGGAGCUGCUACUGGAGUCAGCCUUCAUGGAACUGUUCAUCUUGCGACUAGCAUACAGGAUCAACCCUGAGACACACAAGCUGAUAUUCUGCAAUGGAGUGGUGCUUCACCGGAUGCAGUGUGUACGGGGCUUCGGUGACUGGAUAGACUCCAUCAUGGACUUCUCCCAGAGCCUCCACCGCAUGAACUUGGACAUGUCGUCCUUCUCCUGCCUCACAACCCUGGUCAUAAUCACUGACCGCCACGGACUGAAGGAGCCCAAGCGGGUGGAGGAGUUCCAGAACCAGCUCAUCACCUGUCUCAGAGAUCACGUCUCGAGCUGCGCCUCGGACUCCACUCGGCCCAACUACCUGUCCCGCCUCCUGGGAAAACUGCCCGAGCUACGGACUCUCUGCACCCAGGGCCUGCAGCGCAUCUUCUAUCUUAAGCUUGAGGACUUGGUCAUACCACCCCCCAUAGUGGACAAAAUUUUCAUGGAAACUCUGCCUUUCUGAGAGUGAGAAAAGACUAUACAGAGUGUGCUAGAGUCGAUAAAUGAUGAAGUGAUCUCCCUGUUGGAUUAGGGACAAACAAAUGAAACUCUUAAAGACUGACAUAAAAGUGCUGAAUAAUACUUUAAAAGCUCUGAAGCUAUAUCGCACUUGAGGAAAACAGGACCUCUUGUACAUUAGCAAUGGCCAUAGUAUGGUGCUAAAAGGAUAAUUAACUUCUUUAUAAUUUCAGUAAUAGUUUUAAUGCAGUAUUUCAGAUGUAUGGCUUUGAGUGUGCACUAAUUACUUAUACUGGAGUGAAAAACAGACAGGCCAUGGACCAAAAGCAGACUGCCAUAAGUUAAGUAAACAAAGUUAGAUUUUGAUGAACAUGCGUUAGUGCACUUUAAAAAUAGGCCUGUGAAAUGUAAUGACUGAUACUAAGGACUGCAUCAUCUUGCUUCGUAUAUACGUUAUGCCUUAGCUAGAUGGUGUUUUUGAGAUUCAGGUUCAAGAUUUUACUACUAUCAUGGUGUUAUAGCGUAGCCACAAUGACUCCACUGCAGCAUUGUGACUGAAAUAUGUUACAAUCAUAAGGUUAAAUAAAGGUUAAAUAAAUAAAAUAAGGACAUUUGAGAAGGGUACCUGAUCUUGUUGAGAACUACCAGUUGCAGAUAGUGAUGAUUAUGCUUUCAGUGAUGUUGGGUAAAUAUCACUGAAAUAUGGCAGCUAUGAUUGAGCAGCCAGAACAAAUAUUACAACUUAAUUGUGUUUUUUGCAUCUAUGAAUGUUUCACACUGAGUGUACAAAACAUUAGGAACACCUACCUAAUAUUGAAUAACCCUCAGAACAGCCUAAACUCGUCGGAGCAUGGACUCUACGUGUUGGAAGUGAUCCAGAGGGAUGCAUGUUGACUUAAUCUUCCCACAGUUGUGUCAAGUUGACUGAAUGUCCUUUGGGUGGUGGACCAUUCUUGAUACACAUGGGAAACUGUUGAGUGUGAGAAACCCAGCAGAGUUUUUUUGUUGGAUCAUUUUAUUUUUAUUUCACAUUAUACAAUGCGCAGGAUCACGUUACAAAUAUUAACUGACAUGACAACACUAACAAACAUACAAAACUAUUUACAUACUGGUCAAGAGUACAUUUUGAGGACACAAUGAAAUUUACCAAAAAAUAUUUAUGUUCUCAAAAAGAAUGUCACCCCCCCCUCUUUCUUACCAUGUAGGUCCACUGCUUGGUCAAGAGUUGUUGAUAUCUGAUAAGAGUUUUACAUAAUACAUCCCAUGCCUCAACUGAGUUUGCCUGAGCUUUGUUUAUCACGGCCACUGAUCGCUCUAUACAAAGAAUAUCUUGAAAAUAUGAUAACCAUGUUUGAGGUGAGAGGAUUGUAGGGGUAAUCCAAGCACUAAUGAUAACCUUUUUUGCUGCUGUUAACCCUCCAUAAAUGAUUAUUUUCUGAACCAGUUGCAGUACAAAUGAAGAGUCAUCAUUCAACAAAAAUAAAGGUGUAUCUUUGUUCACAAAGAAACCCAUCAUUUUUGUGAGGAAAUCUGAAACGUGACCUGAACUGGGACACCACAGAAUAUUCCCAAAUCAUGUGACCAGAACUGGGACACCAUAGGACAUUCCCAAAUCAUGUGCAAUAGUGUUCCAACAGCAUUCAUAUGGCAUCUAUCGCAUAUUGGAGUAGGAAUCAGCUUCACCUUAAAAUGUCUAAAUGGGGUUGCAUAACUUGUACGUACGUAUAAGCUAAUAAUGUGUAAGCUGGUGUGCUGGGUUUUUAGAGGUAACAAAUACAUUUCCCCAAAUGGUAUCCCAGUUCAGGUCGUGCCCCAACCCCUCCAUUUCAGUUGCAGUUCUUAACGCACUCAAACCGGUGGGCCUGGCACCUACUACCAUACCAGUUUAAAAAGGCACUUCAAUCUUUUGUCUCGCCCAUUCACCAUCUGAAUAGCACACAUACACAAUCCAUGUCUCAAGGCUUAAAAAUCCUUCUUUAACCUGUCUCCUCCCCUUCAUCUACACUGAUUGUUGACUCUUGAUUUAACAGGUGACAUCAAGAAGGGAUCAUAGCUUUCCCCUGAUAAUAGCUUUCCCCUGAUCAGUCUGAUGGACAGAGUGUUCCUCAGUGUACAUCGCUUAUUGUGUAAAUUCGGACUAUUUUUGUGCAAUACAUGACUAUGAAUGUGUUUAAAUUAGCAUGGGAUACUUAAAGCCACAAUCUGCAAGAUGGGCAUACCAUCUAAGAAUGGGCCCAUCAACAAAAUAUUGAGAAAAUGCAUUCCAUGACAUUUCCAGAUGCAAAUAGCACUUGAAUUAUAUGAUUAUAUUGGUCAAGGAAUGAGAAACAUGAUUUAAAGGUAUUGUACAUCAUUUGUUUAGUUUCCUUUGAAGGAUUUUUUUAUUUUACAAAAUUGAGUAAUAGGUCGUUAGUUAUGAUAAAAUGAGUCAUAUGAUAAGUCAUUUGUCCAAAUCAAAAGGAUUACAGUUUUUCCUUAGUUGAAUUGCUGGAAAUCGUAUAGUCUGUGGCUUUAACGUUCUAUGUAUUUUGACAAAUCUAAUUUAGUUCCGGGCAUUGCAUUACAUAUUUAAUUUUUACAUAUAUUUUU
This is a messenger RNA of Oncorhynchus nerka (sockeye salmon), 4464 nucleotides long. RefSeq names its product probable nuclear hormone receptor HR38. The record is from RefSeq and is a predicted model, not a curated record. Lineage: Eukaryota; Metazoa; Chordata; Actinopteri; Salmoniformes; Salmonidae. Bases 158 to 1879 code for a protein of 573 amino acids. Gene Ontology annotation, cellular component: nucleus; transcription regulator complex. Gene Ontology annotation, molecular function: nuclear receptor activity; zinc ion binding; RNA polymerase II cis-regulatory region sequence-specific DNA binding. The transcript has 7 exons. Gene Ontology annotation, biological process: regulation of transcription by RNA polymerase II; cellular response to corticotropin-releasing hormone stimulus.